Messenger RNA from Prunus armeniaca (apricot), 435 nucleotides. NCBI's taxonomy places the organism in Eukaryota, Viridiplantae, Streptophyta, Magnoliopsida, Rosales, Rosaceae. The record is from the annotation of a GenBank genome assembly.
AUGGUAAGAGCCCAAGAUUCAAUACUCAAGUACAUGGUGAAAAUCAUGGAGGUUUGCAAAGGAAAGGGCUUUGUGUAUGGGAUUGUGCCUGAGAAGGGGAAGCCAGUGACAGGGUCCUCUGAUAGCUUGAGAGAGUGGUGGAAGGACAAAGUGAUAUUUAACCGAAAUGCCCCAACUGCCAUAGCUGAGUACUUGCCAGCUUUGAUUUUUGAGCAAGGUGAAUUGGACCAUGGCUCUUACGCUCAUCUUCUUCAUGAACUGCAAGACACUACUUUGGGGUCUCUGCUUUCUGCUCUGAUGCAGCACUGUGUGCCUGCACAGAGGGGGUUCCCAUUGGAGAAGGGUUUGGCUCCUCCAUGGUGGCCUACAGGGGAGGAGCUUUGGUGGGGUGACCAAGGGUGUCUUGGCUGCUGUGAUCAAGCACAUGGCUCCUAG